AAACCUCGACAUAGAACAACGUUUUCCUCACACCAGCUAGAAGAGAUGGAGAAGGCAUUCAGAAAGGCUCCUUAUCCAGAUGUUAUCACUCGAGAAGAGUUAGCACAAAAACUUGGUCUUCAGGAAGCUCGCGUUCAGGUUUGGUUUCAAAACAGAAGAGCUAAGUGGAGAAAA
This is a messenger RNA of Lottia gigantea (owl limpet), 174 nucleotides long. RefSeq lists its product as hypothetical. The annotation marks the transcript as partial. The record is from RefSeq and is a predicted model, not a curated record. The transcript has 2 exons. NCBI's taxonomy places the organism in Eukaryota, Metazoa, Mollusca, Gastropoda, Lottiidae. Gene Ontology annotation, biological process: regulation of transcription by RNA polymerase II. Gene Ontology annotation, molecular function: DNA-binding transcription factor activity, RNA polymerase II-specific; RNA polymerase II transcription regulatory region sequence-specific DNA binding.